Molecule: messenger RNA, 609 nt
Organism: Naegleria fowleri
Lineage: Eukaryota; Heterolobosea; Eutetramitea; Acrasida; Naegleriidae
Exons: 2
Coding region: 1-609 (202 amino acids)
Source: RefSeq, a predicted model, not a curated record
AUGUUUGGAUUUCAGGCCAAUUUUGAAAAGAGUGAAAGUAUCAAACAAUUUGGCAAUGGAACUACCUCUCCAAAUGACGCUAAAAGUCAAAACUCCAAAAACAACGAUCAGGAGUCAACAAAACCUUCUUUUGGUGAAAGUAUUACCAAUCACCCAAAGGCACCAUCACAACCAAAUGCUUUCGGUGAUUCUUGGAAUCAACAAACGGUUACUCUCUCACUCAAAUAUUACAAGAAAUGGACAGCUCAAGAGGUUGCUUCAAUCUUGACAUUGGAUGAUGUGGCUGGUGGAGCCUCAUUGUCCUUCGAUGAGGUAAAACCUCUUAUUGAUGUUGGUUUUAAUGGAAUCGUUCUUGACAAUAUAGCGCAAGAUAUAAAAGAAAGGGGAAAACAAUCAGCUUUUAAAAUGGUUUCUAAUGAACCAGAAUACAAGAAGUCAUUGUUUGAAAAAUAUGGGCAAGAAAAUGUUCGACAAUUAUUGGAAUCACGAUUGAUUUACUCUGAUUUACUACAGGCAAAGUUAACGAUAUUCGAUCUUGAAGAAAUUAGAAGAUCAUUGGAAACUGAAAUUAAUUUACUCGUUGAUAAUGUGCCAUUUCUUGGUUCUUGA